UCAAGAGUCAAUUUCAUUAUCACGAUUGCCUUGCCAACUGAACAAUAUUAUUGAAUCUGAACAUGAAGUUGUAAUGUAAAGUAUGUAUGGAAAUAAUUUAAAUUGCUUAAUUACAUCAUUUUUAAUAUAUGAAUCGUCACAUACAGUGGGGCCCAAAGGUCUGAAACAUUAACAAUAAAUUCAUUCAUUAAUAAUUUGUAAUAAAAAAAUUAUUCAUAAAUAUAAAAUUGUGUUAAACUGUAAAAUGUGUCAAAACAAUGUUAAUUCAGUCACUAACAAGCUGUGAUCUUACAAUUUAUCAACUCACAUUUAAAUGUAAUUUAUUGCUAGGUAUAUACAUAUGUUUGCUCUCAUAUUAUAUGUUAAUGUUCAGAAAAACACCCUCCUCUGUGUUACUGUUGUAGUAAUAUCUCCUUUCCAGCACGAGAUGUCUCUCUUCUUCAAUGUGUGACAGUUUCUGGAAUCUUCACCCACAAACAGUUGGAUUAUUUAUGGUUGAGCUACAUUUAUCAGAAACACAAUCUGAUGCACUAAACGUGUGUAUUUUGCACGCACACUGUACACUGACAGCAGUGGAGCCGCAGCAGUCGCUCUUACCUCGUCUGUGUUUGCCUCGCACGCGGAUCAACACACAACAAUGGCGACGCUCACAACGUCAAGCAAAAGACCGUACCAUAUCAUAGUGUUCGGAGCGAGCGGUUUUACCGGCCAGUUUGUUGUGGAGGAGGUUUCACGGAUGUGUAACGAGGGUCCAGGAGGGACGUUACAAUGGGCUGUAGCCGGACGAAACCGCGACCGACUGGAGAAAACACUCGUUCAGGCAGCUGACGCUCUGCGUAAACCAGAGCUGAAGUGUGUGGAGGUUAUUGUAGCAGAUGUAGCCGAGCCAGAGUCGUUGGCCAUCAUGUGCAAACAAGGAAUCAUUGUGCUCAACUGCGUGGGACCAUACAGAUUCUACGGAGAGCCGGUGGUGAAGGCCUGCAUUGAGAAUGGGGCACACUGCAUUGAUAUCUGUGGAGAACCGCAGUUUUUAGAGGGGAUACAGCUGAAGUACCACAGUAACGCUCAGGAGAAGGGUGUGUAUAUCAUUGGAAGCUGUGGGUUUGAUUCAAUUCCAGCAGAUAUGGGCAUCCUUUAUACACAGGAUCAAUUCAGAGGAACGCUCACUGCUGUGGAGAGCUUCUUAACCAUCAACACAGGACCUGAGGGAGGAUGUGGCCAUGAUGCAACGUGGCAGUCUGCCAUAUUUGGCUUUGCUGACAGUGCCAGUCUCAGAAGAAUAAGGAGGAAGUUUGGGCAUAAACCUCUGCCUGCUGUUGGCGCUAGAAUUAAAAAGAGGGGAGCUUUGUUCUUCAGUAAGGAGAUUGAGCAGUAUGCCAUUCCCUUCAUGGGCUCAGAUCCAUCUGUGGUGCGACGGACUCAGCGCUAUAUGCACGAGGAACAUAAACACAGCCCUGUUCAGUAUGUGGCAUAUGUAGGUAUUGGUGGUCUCUUCUCCGUGCUGAAGACCCUCUUUGCAGGUGUCGUCUUCUGGUUCAUGGUCAAGUUUAGUCUUGGCAGGGGAUUGCUUACUGAGUUUCCAGAAUUUUUCUCAUUUGGUUUGUUCUCCAAGACGGGACCAACAAGAAAGCAGAUGGAUGGAACCUCUUUCAGCUUGAGGUUCAUGGGGGAGGGCUACACGUCUGGUCAUGACCCCUCUCAGGGCAAACCAAAUGCCAAAAUCAGCACUGAAGUAACAGGACCAGAGCCAGGAUACAUCGCAACACCGAUUACCAUGGUGCAGGCAGCUAUUACACUGCUUAAUGAACAUCACUGUCUCCCGAAUAAGGGUGGUGUGUACACUCCAGGGUCAGCGUUUGCAAGAACCACCCUAAUCGACCGUCUGAACAAACACGGAGUCCAAUUCUCACUGAAGAACGGACAAUAGACAGGAGUCCUCUUACUCUCUCAGAUUCAAUCAGCCUAGCUGAUCUCUUUUAUUAUAUAAAUAUAGUCAAAUGUGUUGUAUGUCUUUACUUUUUUGUGAUUCAUCAACCCUCAAGCAUCCUCUGGGAAAAAUUUGGGCAAAAUCUUUUAUUUUUAUAGUUUCCUUUAAUCUGAGCGGUACAAGACUUAACUGCUUCUACUAAUUAUGCCAGCUAAACUCACACACACAAAAAAAAAUUACUCGGUACAGCAAAGUUAAGUGUAAAAAAAAAAUUAUUAUAUAUAUAUAUAUAUAUAUUAGGGGUGUAACGGUUCACAAAAUUCACGGUUCGGUUCGAUACGAUACACUGAUGUCACGGUUCGGUUCGGUUCGGUUCGAUACGUUUUAGAUACAGCAAAAUGUAAAAACAUCUCAACUUUUCAGAAUGCCGCAAGCGCACCGCGGGUCAUGUGACAAGAACCAACCAAUCAGCUUCAUCCUUUCCCGUAACAAGGUUGAGAGCUCAGCCAAGAUGAAGGAACAGCUGAUCAUAGUUGUAUAUGGAUUGCAAUUUUGAAAUAAAUUUAGUAGCAGAGCUACUGCAAGCGAUUUUUAGAGCUGCAAAUCCAUUUAUCCUUCGCUGAAAUUUCCGCGUCUCAUGGAGAGAGCACGUCAUUGUUGCUUAGCAAAGACAGACGCCUCAUGAGCGCUUCUGCCCGAGCGCUUUGGAAAGGAGGAGAAAGACGUGCUUAGCGUUUUCCACGCGUUUUUAGGAGCGAUAUGUGAACGGCCCCUAAGGCGCUCGCUCACUCAGCACGCGCUGAAGGCUCGUUGCAAAAUGUCUAAUGCAUUUAACAGACCAGAAAUAUAAGAUCUAAAAUAACCAACAGGUCUGGUGUUUGGGUUGGAUUCCCUGUAAGCUAUAGUGUCUAAAUGCUGCAGGGAUAGUUUGCUGCGUGCAUGUUUCUCCUUUUUUUCGUCUUUUCCCAGAUAGUACUGACGCAUAUAUCCCAGAUAUUCCCGCUGGUUUUUUUUUUUUUUUUUUUUUGUAAUCCCGCUGGUGUACCCUGUCAUGUUGCAGAUGCGACAUACCGUUGUUUUUUUAUCCACCACUCUCUUGCCAUCACCAUUAUAGCUUAAAGGGAAUCCAAAGUGCACCCAAACACCAGACCUGUUGGUUAUUGGGGGAUCUUCUCAUUUCUAGUCUGUUAAACGCAUUGGCUAUUUUGCAACGAGCCUUCAGCGUGUACUGAGUGAGCGAGCGCCUGCUGAGUAGCCUAACAUAAACAUAUAAGAUGGUGUUUUUUUCUUCUUCGGGAGUGUCAGGGGCGUUGCCUGUUACGUUGUUUGGGUUAUUGGGCUACCUUGUUGAACGCAUAUCAUUAUAUUUCUAUCUCUCUCUUUUUUUUUUUUUUUUUUCAAAUAUAAUUAAUUACUACAACGAACCGUUCGGUAUACAUAAUGCGUACCGCGUACCGAACCGAAAGCGUCGUACCGAACGGUUCAAUACGAAUACGCGUAUCGUUACACCCCUUAUAUAUAUAUAUAUAUAUAUAUAUAUAUAUAUACACACACACACACACACACAUACAUAUUUUUUCCUUAGAGGGGACCCGUCGGAAAUUAAUGGGAGAUACUAUAAUUCAGAGAAUUUUUUAUUUACCUAAUAAAAAUCUAUAUAUCCAACACGAUGCACAUCAUAAAUACACAUAAAUGAAGGGAUGAGCCUAUACAACAUUCUCAAUAUUACAAACACACACACACCUAUAUACAAUUUUCUAACAUCUUUGUUAGAAAUAAAUGACUCAAUUGUCUUUCCCUUAUCAUGGUCAGAUUUGUCUUUAAGCAUAUUUUAGCAUUUUUGUAUUGCCUCACCCAACAAUUUUCUGCAAUUUUAACUUGUGAUAAAAUCUAAAACGUUAGCGGUUAAGUUCGUUAAAACAGUGACUUAUAGAUUUUAGCAUAUAUUCAGCCAUUAAGUACAACUGAUAUUUUUUUUAUAUUUUUAUGGCAUCAUAUCUCACCAGAUGUCACCAAAGUCACCAAAUCAUUAGAUUUUGGAUGUCUGAAUUUACUAGAAUAAUUGUUUACAUAAGUAAAAUAAAUAUUAAAUAUAACAUACACAUAAGCAUAUUUUACAUAACAAUUUGGAGGUAAAUAAAAAACAAAAACAAAAAAAUUGCAUAUAUUGAUCGUUUUUAUUUUAUUGAAGAUAGUGAUAUGACAUUUAUUUAAAAAACACUGGGAUCACACCUAAGACCAAUUAAAGGCUUCUAUGUGAAGAAUGCUUGAGGGUUAAAUGUCUCAGAUCUUGAAGUAUGUACUGUGAGCCCAAAACACUUUUGGACACUUAAGUCACAUUUAAUGACACUAGUAUCCCUUUCCUGAUACAGUUUGUCUGUUACAAAUCUAUAUUUAUUAAAUUUUUGCAGAAUAAAGAGAGAUCUUAACAUUUGUGAA
Carassius gibelio (silver crucian carp) is the source of this 4366-nucleotide messenger RNA. RefSeq names its product saccharopine dehydrogenase b (gene sccpdhb). The record is from RefSeq and is a predicted model, not a curated record. The transcript has 12 exons. Gene Ontology annotation, biological process: glycolipid biosynthetic process. NCBI's taxonomy places the organism in Eukaryota, Metazoa, Chordata, Actinopteri, Cypriniformes, Cyprinidae. Gene Ontology annotation, cellular component: mitochondrion; plasma membrane; lipid droplet. The coding region runs from base 638 to 1927 and encodes 429 amino acids.